This is a messenger RNA of Puccinia triticina, 801 nucleotides long. RefSeq lists its product as uncharacterized. The coding region runs from base 1 to 801 and encodes 266 amino acids. Gene Ontology annotation, biological process: translation. Gene Ontology annotation, molecular function: structural constituent of ribosome; RNA binding. The transcript is spliced from 5 exons. Gene Ontology annotation, cellular component: cytosolic small ribosomal subunit; ribosome. The record is from RefSeq and is a predicted model, not a curated record. NCBI's taxonomy places the organism in Eukaryota, Fungi, Basidiomycota, Pucciniomycetes, Pucciniales, Pucciniaceae.
AUGGCCGACAAACCUCAACCGAGUGGUGCUGGUGGCGACCGUGGAGGGUUCGGCCGUGGACGCGGCGAUCGUGGCCGAGGCCGCGGCCGAGGUGGUGCCCGUCGUGGUGCCAAGAGGGACGAGGAGAAGGAAUGGGUCCCAGUCACCAAACUUGGACGACUGGUCAAGGACGGCAAGAUCAAAUCGAUCGAAGAAAUUUACUUGUUCUCCCUCCCCGUCAAGGAGUACCAGAUCAUUGACCUCCUCUUGCCCAACCUCAAGGAUGAGGUUAUGAAGAUCAUGCCUGUCCAGAAGCAAACCCGAGCCGGACAACGUACCCGAUUCAAAGCGUUUGUUGCGAUCGGAGACUCGGAUGGCCACUUGGGACUGGGCGUGAAGUGUGCGAAGGAAGUCGCGACGGCGAUCCGGGGUGCGAUCAUCAUUGCCAAGCUGUCGAUCAUCCCCGUCCGACGAGGAUACUGGGGCGCCAAGCUCGGUGAGCCCCACACCGUGCCCUGCAAGGUCCAGGGAAAGACCGCCUCCGUCUACGUCAAGCUCGUCCCUGCCCCUCGAGGAACCGGUAUCGUCGCCGCCCCCGCUAGCAAACGGCUCCUCCAACUCGCCGGUGUCCAGGAUGUCUACACUCAGUCCCGUGGAAACACCUCCACCAUGGGUAACUUCUUGAAAGCCACCUAUGCUGCCAUCACCGCUACCUACGGUAUCCUCACCCCAGACAUGUGGCAACAGAUCCCUCCUCCGCCCCAACCCUUCGAGGAAUUCUCAACCCACUUGCAACUCGUUGCUUCCAAGGCUACUUACUAG